Molecule: messenger RNA, 1086 nt
Organism: Parascedosporium putredinis
Lineage: Eukaryota; Fungi; Ascomycota; Sordariomycetes; Microascales; Microascaceae
Source: the annotation of a GenBank genome assembly
AUGGCGAGCGACGUUACCGAGCGCGCCGCCCUCAGUCCCGAGCAGCAAGACGCUCUCGACCAGUACAUGGGCGUGACCGCUCAAGAUGAACAGGCCGCUAUAGCUCUCCUCGGCAGGUCAGAAUGGAACAUCCAGAUUGCGAUAGCGAAAUACUUUGACGGCGAAGGACCAGACCCUCUUGCAGAGGCCCUCGCCGCGCAGCAAGCGCCGGCCUCGAGCGCGGCGGCCGCGGCAAGGGAGCCAGCACCCGAUGCGGCGCCCCGCAUUGUACCCCAGCGGGAUAGGAUCCAGCGGCCACACUUCCUCCUCACGCUCCUCUUCACUCCCUUCGCACUCGGGUAUCGGGUCGCCUCGGUAGGCAUCCGUUUAGCCCUGUACAUUCUCUCGUUUCUUCCCCGCCCUAUACGGCCAACCUUCCUCACGAGCGCCAUGGCCUCUGGGUUUCGCAGCACAUCGGGCCGUCGCAUGCUCCUGCCCGCCGAUACAGCCUCGCGGUUUAAGCGGGAAUUUGAGGAGGAGUACGGCCCCAACGAGCUCCCAUGGUUCGAGGGUGGCUUCGCUCAGGCCCAGGACCUCGCUAAGAAGGACCUCAAGUUUCUCCUUUUCGUUCUAGUGUCCCCCGAGCAUGACGAAACCGAGGCUUUCACCAGGAGACCCUGCUUUCGCCGGAAGCUUACCAAGUCUCGACCGAGAUUCGGCUUACGAGCGCUCCUUGCCGUGGACAGGGAGCGCGCCCGCGAGCGUCGUGAGGCCGCCGCCCGCGCCGCUGAGGAGGAGAAGCGAGCCGCGCAGGCGGCCGACGAUGCUGCGCGCACCGCCGCCCUCCGUGAGCAGUGGCGUCGCUGGCGGGCGAGCCGGGUCCGGCCAGAGCCUGAGGCGGGGACCAAGGGAUCGGUGCGCGUGGCCCUUAAGUUCUCCGACAGUGCAGAGGCGUACGAUGACGCGGAAGAGCCUGAGGGCUAUACCCACGAAUAUACCUUUGCGUUGGCAUCACUCAUGCCGAGAAAAGUAUACGGGGCCGGCGAUCCGGGGACUCUACGUGAGGUGAUUGGCGCAUCCAGCAACCUCAUCAUGGAAGAUCUCUGA